Lachancea fermentati is the source of this 2022-nucleotide messenger RNA. The record is from the annotation of a GenBank genome assembly. NCBI's taxonomy places the organism in Eukaryota, Fungi, Ascomycota, Saccharomycetes, Saccharomycetales, Saccharomycetaceae.
AUGGCUAGAAGAAGAAACAAUAAGAGAGGUGGCAGAAAGACAUUUGGCGCCAGAGACGACUCCAACGCGCAGAAAAACUGGGCCGAACUUGUCAAGGAAAAUGAGAAGUGGGAGAAGUACUACAAAGAUCUUGGCGUCAUCCCAGAGGGCGAAUGGGAUACGUUCAAGCAGACCUGUCAGGCACAGUUACCUCUGACUUUUAGAAUAACAGGUUCAAGGAAGCAUGCACAUGAAGUUCUUCAACUGUUUGAGCAACGUCAUUUGCCCAGUUUAACCAACGUUGAGUUUGAAGGUGAGCUAAUUCAACCUCCAAAGAACUUGCCAUGGUAUCCAGAGCAUUUAGGCUGGCAAUUGGAUGUUUCCAAACAGGUUAUUAGGAAAAAUGAACAGUUUUCCAAGACUCAGAGAUUUCUAGUGGUGGAAAAUGCUGUUGGUAAUAUUUCCAGGCAGGAAGCCGUUUCUAUGAUCCCACCAAUUGUUCUGGAAGUUGAGCCACAUCACACUGUUUUAGACAUGUGUGCUGCUCCAGGCUCCAAAACUGCUCAAUUGAUUGAAGCCUUGCACGCUCAAAACGAUGAGCCCUCUGGUUUUGUAGUGGCAAACGACGCUGAUGCUAGAAGAUCCCACAUGUUAGUCCAUCAGCUCAAAAGAUUGAAUAGUGCCAACUUAAUCGUUGUUAACCAUGAUGCUCAGUUCUUUCCAAGAAUCAAGCUCAAUGAUGGCAAAAGCUUCUUGAAAUUUGACAGGGUACUAUGUGAUGUUCCAUGUUCCGGUGACGGUACCAUGCGUAAAAAUGUUAACGUGUGGAGAGAUUGGUCAACUGCUUCAGGGCUAGGUCUCCACACUGUUCAAUUGAAUAUCCUUAACAGAGGUUUGAACCUUUUGAAGGCCGGUGGUCGACUAGUGUAUUCCACUUGUUCUCUUAACCCCAUCGAAAACGAAGCCGUGGUUGCGGCUGCUUUGAGAAAGUGGGGGGACAAGAUUAAACUAGUCAAUUGUGACGAUAAAUUGCCCGGUCUUAUUAGAAGUCGUGGUAUUAGUGAAUGGCCAGUGUACGAUAAAGCAUUCACCAAGAAAGAAAAGGGGGACGAAGGAACCAUCGAAUCGUGGUUCCCUCCCUCCGAAGAAGAAAAGUCUAGUUUCCACCUCGACAAUUGUAUCAGAGUAUAUCCUCAUCAGCAAAACACUGGUGGAUUUUUUAUCACUGUCUUUGAAAAGUUAGGCGAAGAACCUGCAGAACCUGCAAAGAGACCACAAAUUCCAGAUUCGAAGGAAGAGGGUCCUGAGGGCAAGAAGCUAAAAACUGAAAACGGUUCGGCUCCUGCUCCAGCUGCUAUUGCGAAGAAAGAAAAGCUGCCUCGUGACGCAAACGAGGAGCCUUUCGUAUUUUUGGAUCCAAAUCACGCUGAGUUGGAGAAGUGUUGGAAAUUCUACGGAAUUGAUGAUAAAAUAGACAGAUCCUGCUGCUUGGUGCGUAACGCCGCCGGAGAGCCUACUAGAGUAAUAUACACAGUUUGCUCUGCUUUGAAAAACUUGAUUCAAUCUAAUGAGGAUAGAUUAAAGAUAAUCUACUCUGGUGUGAAAUUCUUGGUUUCUCAAAGAUCAGAUAUAGAGUGUUCAUGGAGAAUUCAAAGCGAAUCUUUGCCAAUCAUGAAACACCACAUGAAUCAUCAAAGAGUUGCAACUACGAACAUGGAAUGCUUCAAGAUGUUGUUGUUGGAAUCAUUUCCGAAAUUUGAAGACAUCGAAAGUAGUCAUGUUGACGAUGGAUUCGUUCAAAAAAUGAAAGAAUUGUCAGCAGGCUGUGCAUUUAUUGCCGUCUCAAGGGGAGAGGAUAAAGAAAGUUUAUUCCUACCUGUGUGGAAUGGCAGCAAGUGUGUUAAUUUAAUGGUCUGCAAAGAGGAGACUCAAGAAUUACUUUAUAGGGUUUUUGGAAUAGAAACGAUUGCUAAGGAGGCAUCCAAGAGUGAGAAGAAAAAUGAGAACGGUGAAGAAUUAAAGGAAGAAACCCCUGCUGCGUGA